AACUAAAAAAUAAUAUUUUAAUACUAAAAUACAAUUGAAAAAGUGAAAAAAAAAAAAAUCACAAAUUUUCUUUAGCUAAAAUCCCAAGAUUUUCUAACUAAACAGACACAAGAUUUAUCAUAUCAAAAUCUAGACAGAUCUGUCCUAUUUUUUCUGCUUUACCCAUUUUUAUUUCCUAAAAAAGAAACUCUCUUUCCAUACAUACCAUCUUCAAGAUCCAUUUUUUUCUUCAUAAAGAUUAAAUUUUUAUUCAAGAUCCAAAAUUUGAGGGAUUUGAAGAAAUGAAGGAAUUGAAUACAACAACAGAUCCAAUUGGGCAAAACUUGAUAAAGUUUAUAAGCAAUGUAUGUUUCUCAGUUUUUGUAUUCUCUGUACUUAUAAUUACGGUAAUUGCUAUUACGUACCAACCUCCUGAUCCGUGGGAAUCUUCUAGAGCCCUAACUAAGGUUUUUACCCAAGUCGAAAACGCCACAUUCAAAGUUGAUAAUUCUGUCUUGAAAACUGGUGAGGAUGUUGCUAGUAGUCCCGUUGAAGCUCCUGGUGGAGCUUUUGCUUUGGUUCCGAUUACUGAAGCUGUUAUCGAGAAAUCCGAAGGGAAACUGUCCAAUGAGACUAUGAAAUCAGGAUGUGAGGAAAUGAAUGUAGUGAAUUGUUCGGAUCCUCGGGUUUUGAUCACGAUCGAGAGGUUUAAUUUGAAGGCCUUUAAGUCCAUUGCGUUCUUGGACUAUAGGACGCCUGCUAACGGGUCGAAGCCGAAUGAAUGUGAUGUGGCGUGGAGGUUCCGAAACAAGAAAGAGAGAUCUUGGAGAAAGUACAGGGAUUUCCGGAGGUUUAAGAUUGGUUUUACCGAUGAUUGUAGUUAUAAAGUGGUUCACGCAGGUCGCUGGCAUUCAGGAGUAAAUGCCCGUCGUCCGAGAUUUAAUUCCACUAGAGCUAGUACAAGAGCCAAAAUUGCUCCGCCAGUUAUAGAUGAGGAGAUCAAUGAUACCAUUCCGAUCUUGGGAUCGGAUUCGGAUUUCAAGAAUGGGAGGUACUUGUACUAUUCACGGGGUGGUGAUUACUGUAAAGGAAUGAACCAGUACAUGUGGAGUUUUCUGUGUGCUUUGGGUGAAGCUCAGUACUUGAAUCGCACAUUCGUGAUGGAUUUGAGUAUCUGCUUGGCAUCUUCACACACUCGUAGUCACAAGGAUGAGGAAGGGAAAGACUUUAGGUUCUAUUUUGAUUUCGAACAUUUGAAGGAGACUGCAUCCAUUGUCGAGGAAGGAGACUUCCUUAAAGAUUGGAGGAAAUGGAAUAGGGCGCAUAAGAAGAAAAUCUCCGUAAGAAAGGUUAAGGACUACAAAGUGUCCCCCGGCCAACUCUUGAAGGAUAAGAGCACAAUUAUAUGGAGGCAAUUCGACGCCCCUGAACCAGAAAACUAUUGGUAUCGCGUCUGUGAAGGGCCUUCUGCCAAAUACAUCCAGAGACCGUGGCACACAGUGUGGAAAUCAAAGCGACUUAUGAAUAUAGUAACUGCGAUCAGCGGAAACAUGGACUGGGAUUUCGAUGCUGUUCAUGUUGUUCGUGGAGAGAAAGCACAGAAUAAGGCGUUAUGGCCUCAUCUGGAUGCUGAUACAUCCCCCGAUUCCCUUGUCGCGAAGCUUCAAGGAAUUAUCACGCCUUGGAGGAACCUGUAUAUCGCUACAAACGAGCCGUUCUACAACUAUUUUGAUAAGCUUAGAUCUCACUACAAGGUGCAUUUGCUUGAUGAUUAUAGCUACUUAUGGAGUAAUACAAGUGAAUGGUAUAAUGAAACAACACAACUUAACGGUGGCUCUCCAGUUGAAUUCGACGGGUAUAUGAGAGUUGAAGUUGACACGGAGGUCCUUUAUCGAGCAAAAUCAAGAGUCGAGACAUUUUACAACUUAACAAAAGAUUGCAAGGAUGGAAUUAAUACAUGCUAGACAGGAAGGUGAUAUGUUUUACUUCUCUGUAUACGCCAUUACACUUGUUUCUGCUGUUUCUAAAUUUGUUUAGUUCUUUAUGUACUGGAGGUUUGAGAUAUAUCACGCAUUGUUACUGUUUUGUUCAUAAGUACAUCGAUUGAACAUC
Messenger RNA from Capsicum annuum, 2091 nucleotides. RefSeq lists its product as uncharacterized. Gene Ontology annotation, cellular component: Golgi apparatus. The record is from RefSeq and is a predicted model, not a curated record. The transcript is spliced from 2 exons. Bases 282 to 1943 code for a protein of 553 amino acids. Lineage: Eukaryota; Viridiplantae; Streptophyta; Magnoliopsida; Solanales; Solanaceae.